AUGGAUUCCGACGACGAUUCUAGGACCCUAGGCUCCCUCAAUAAGUAUCUCAGAAUGAUAAAGGGCCGAGACAGCCCCCACAGCGCAGUCGACGAUGGCACCUCAGCUCACCCACGUACCUCCACCACCUUAUCCUCAGCAACCAAGCCAAUCAGCCCCAAAGACGGCCAGCUUCCGACACGUUCGCACCGUAGCUCAAUCUCGUCAACCGUGUCGUCCACCAUCACCGACCUGAGCGACGGCCGCUCGGGCCUGCGAGGCCGCAACUCGGCCAUCGCGUCGUCGUCCUUCUCCUCAUCGACGAGUCUCGAGUCGAACCGCACCGCCUCGCUCAGCGAACGCCAGCGCGACCCGCUGCUCAGGGAGUUCCCCAAACCGCCGGAGCAGGUCGACAUUGAAGAGAUGCUCACCAGGCCGCCGGGCAAGUGGUCGCUCGGCCACUACUUCAACAAAUCUAGACACGCUGCCAAGGAGACGACGCUCAAGCCGACGCUGGAGGAUCGAAAGGGCGAGCUGGAAGAGGCAAAGAAGCAGCUGAUUGCGGCGAGGAAUGAGAUUCGGCAGCUCGGCACGAAACGUCCCUGAGAUCUGUCAGAUUGGUGUCUGUUC
Molecule: messenger RNA, 609 nt
Organism: Pyricularia oryzae 70-15
Lineage: Eukaryota; Fungi; Ascomycota; Sordariomycetes; Magnaporthales; Pyriculariaceae
Exons: 1
Coding region: 1-585 (194 amino acids)
Source: RefSeq, a predicted model, not a curated record